This is a messenger RNA of Ahaetulla prasina, 5310 nucleotides long. RefSeq names its product tight junction-associated protein 1-like. Gene Ontology annotation, cellular component: trans-Golgi network. The transcript has 16 exons. The record is from RefSeq and is a predicted model, not a curated record. Bases 930 to 3014 code for a protein of 694 amino acids. Lineage: Eukaryota; Metazoa; Chordata; Lepidosauria; Squamata; Colubridae. Gene Ontology annotation, biological process: Golgi organization.
CGGUGGGUGGGAGGGGGGAAAAAAAAAGGAAGCAAAGUUUGCCGUAGAUUUGAAAUGAUUCGGCUCAGGCCGGAGCGGCGAAGCAGGGAUCCGAUCCUCCGGCUCGACUGAACGGGCAGGAGCAGCCUCCCCGUCGCCGACCGAGAGAGCGAGCGAGCGAGCCACAAACUCUGCUCAGAGUUAGACGGACUGCGUGGGGUCGGAGGCGGCUCAGGAUCCCUGAUCCCGUGGAGCUGUUAGAUUUUUACUGUGGAGACGUUGUGGGGCCAUUGGGACAAAAAAAGAUAAUAAAGAAGGAACUUUGCAAUGUUUUAUUUCAUAAAUAAAUAAAACAUUAUGGACCAGUGAAGGGUUGCUUCCAGUUCGGUCUGGUUCUUGCGAACCGGUAGUAGAAGCUCCACCCACCCACCCGGAUGUCAUCAUGGACAAUCUGCGCAUGCGCAGAAGCAUCUGUGUAUAUGUAGAAGUGCGCGCAUGCGCGCUUCUGUUGCGAACCGGUAGUAAAGUUUCAGGAGCCUUCAGCCAGAUGCUGUUGGAUGCAGUGAGGAGACUACUUUCGAAGUCAUGUGGACAAACAUGUUUGGACAGGACAUUACUUUAGAUCCUUGGAUUGAGUGCCUUUUUCAGACUUCAGAUCAGAACCCAGAUUGGAGGCUUCAUGUUGUUCCUGAUAUGUGGGAGAUGAACCAAAGAAGCUAUGUUAUGCUAGAUCAGAGUAUUUGUUGGCUAACUCAGAGGUCUCCAGUAUUGUCUGUACUAAUUUCAGCUAUUCCAGUACUGUAUUUCCUAUCAUGGGCGGCUGAUCCUUUAAACUGCUUCUUCUGACCUUACUGAUCUUUGCUAUGAGCAUUCCUUGUCAGUUUCUUACAAUGCUUUGCAUUGUUUUUACAAGAUAGGUGACCUGUGGUGAAAAUCAAGCAAGAAGGACAAUGACAAGCACAGUACCUUCCAAGAAGCCUUACCGUAAGGCUCCACCGCAACAUCGUGAGAUUCAUCAUGAGCUGCCCAUUCUGUGUGAUGAAUAUGAUGGUGUGAUUUUGGCAGAGCAGAAUCAGGAGCCCUUGACAGAUGCGGAAAGGAUAAAAAAUCUGGAUAACGAGAUUGAUGAGCCGCUUACUAAAUUUGUAGAGGACCCAAAAUUGGAAGACCUGGCUAAAAUCCUAGGUGACAGAACAAGAUUGCAGUCUAAUUUGAACAAAUUAGAAGGCUGGACUGAAAAGAAGCAAGUUGUUCUUCAAAAGGGAAAAAUGUUGUUGCAGCAUGACAAUGAGGAGCUGCGUCGACGUCUGGCCUAUGUCACGAACAAAAUGGAAGCAAUGGAGAGGGAGUUGGAGUCUGGGCAAGACUACCUGGAGAUGGAAUUGGGCCAAAAUCGAGAAGAACUAGAAAAAUUUAAAGACAAAUUCCGUAGAUUGCAAAAUAGUUACACAGCUUCACAAAGAACAAAUCAGGAUUUGGAGGAGAAGCUGCAUGCCCUGGCCUCUCUCAGUCAAAACUGGAUUUUUGCAAUUAAAAAAGCUGAAAUGGAUCGGAAAACUCUUGAUUGGGAAAUUGUGGAGCUCACUAAUAAGCUUCUGGAUGCCAAAACAACUAUCAAUAAACUGGAAGAGCUUAAUGAGCGAUACCGGCUAGACUGUAAUUUAGCAGUGCAGCUCCUGAAGUGCAACAAAUCUCAUUUUCGGAACCACAAAUUUGCCGAUCUUCCAUCCGAGCUGCAAGAUAUGGUCAACAAGCACUUGCAAAACACUCAGGAUUCUGUAGGCCCUGGCCAGGAGGAACUGCACACCUUGGCUCCCUCUGAUGCUGUGCCCACCUCAGUCAUUGCUAGAGUGUUGGAGAAGCCAGAAUCAUUGGUGCUGAACUCAGCCAAAUCCAGCAGUGGAAGUUGCUGUAUGGCUGAAGAUGUUUUUGUGCAUGUAGAUAUGAGUGGCACCCUUCCUGAAACUUGUGUGAGUUCGGGGCAAGCAGAAAGCAAGGGGAAGGAGGGAUCUAGACAGCAAAAUGGGAGCUGCAAACCACAGAACUGCUUGGAGAGCCUGCCAAAGGAGGUGCCUACUUUUGAGAAAUUAAGCCCAUAUCCCACCCCUCCCCCUCCCCACCCCAUGUAUCCAGGGCGCAAAGUCAUUGAGUUUUCUGAGGACAAGGUGCGGAUUCCAAAGAACAGUCCACUGCCCAAUUGUACUUAUGCUACCCGCCAAGCUAUCUCGUUGAGUUUAGUCCAGGGGGAGGAUGAGAACUGUGACAGGCAGCGCCCCCUUCCUAGCAGCCCAGCCUCAGGUCAACGCUCUGCCUCCAGCUGCUCCUACCAACCUUCCCCCAAGUUGAACCGGGUUCCUGGAUCAUCUCAAAGCAGCCCUUUCAGCAGCCCCCCACAGGUUCCCAGCACAUUUGCCAGUUCCGCCAGCUCCGAGGAGGAUUUACUAGCUAACUGGCAGCGGAUGUUUGUGGAUAAGGCUCCUCCUACCACAGAGCAGGUGCUAGUAAACCGUACUGCAUUUAGCCGUGACACAGCACAGGAGCUUCAGAAACGUUUCAGCCGCUCCAUGCAAGAGUUAGGUCGAGUAGCUUCCGCCUACUCAGAUGGUGAAGAAUCUGUGCAGAGCUACAGCUGGACUGUAAGCAGAGACUCAAGCGUGGACAUCGACAGCACAGAGUUUCGAAGUCACCGGAACCACUUCUCUUCUGACUACAGCACAGAUUUCUCCCAGGACGAAAGCUGCAAAUUGCUGCAAGGGUCUGGUACUGAGGCAAUGGCAGAGCCUGUCACUUCUUCACCAGAGAAGUCCAAAGAUUACAUAGACUACUCAUCUGGGAGCCCAGCUGAAGAACAGGAAUUGCUGCUCCAGGAAAGCAGGGUGAACAGCCAGGAGGGGGUUUCUGAGCAGAGCAAGGAUGGCAAGAGCAAGCCACCUCCUGGGCGCCCACAUCGCAGCCCCAAGAGAAUGGGGGUUCAUCAUUUACAUCGGAAGGACAGCUUAACCCAGGCUCAGGAGCAAGGCAACUUACUUACUUGAGAAUGGAGAAGAAUUGUCUUGGCUACCCAGGUUGAUUGUUGCAUUCUCUUCCCAGGGUUGCCCUUCAAGCCCUGAGACUCAAGGGAUUGCCAUCAUGUUAUUUUGGCCAGGAAUUCUAGGCAAUGUUUAAGUAUUUACUGUCUUUUUAAUAACACGGGAAAGGGGGAAGAGAGCUCUUCUCUAGCACCAGGAUACACUUGGAUGUAUGCUGGCAACUCUUUGUGCUGAUGUUGACUGCUCAAGCACUCCUCAGGUGUGGAUAAGAGAUAGAAUUGUGCUCUCUGUGCCUGCCUUCUUCAACCUGUUCUCCUUGUCUUGAAGGCCAAGAUCUAGAAAAUAGUUACACUGAGUCCAAUUAUAAUAAUAUAUAUGAUUGGAAAACCAGCACAAUUUUAGAUCUACACAAGCACUCUUAACUGUAUGAAUCUGGUGUUAAUUACCUUACAGACCUUCCCUCUUAAGGUAAAGAACAAUGGAGCAGUUGAAACAAAGGCACGCUUUCUAUCUUCCCUCCAUGUCUCCUUCCUCAAAACGCUUGGUGAGGGGUUCCACCUGACUUCAUUUCUUUUCUUCAAAAAUUCUGCCUUCACACUUACUGAUCAGUUCCAAUUGAUUCAAAUUAAGUCCUGAGACACCUGAAGCCUAUAUUUCUACUUUUUCGGCUUGUUGCAUGAGGUAGGAAUAUUUAGUCCCUAUUUUCUUGCCUCUAUCUCCCACCAAGCCAUCAGGUGAAGAAGAUGAGUAAAGAAGUGAGAAGCCUUCUGUGAAUGAACAUCCUCAGUUCUGUAAGCUAUUUGGUGAAUUCUGUAACAUUUUGGUUGAGUUCAUGUUUGUCUCUCCAAGCUUUCCUGUGGCUAUAUGCAUAGGUCAACAAUGCAGAUGAGGCACAGGAAUCACCUCUACUGUUUCUUUGCAUGUUGCAUAUGGGGAAUGGGGCUCCAUAUUCUGGAAGUUGGGGUUGUCUGCCAAACUAGACCUCAGACUCCCUGCCAUAGUCUCCCAACUUGAGCUAGCUCAGGGGUCUCCAACCUUGGCAACUUUAAGACUUGUGGACUUCAACUCCCAGAAUUCCUCAGCCAGCUUUGCUGGCUGAGGGAUUUUGGGAGUUGAAGUCCACAAGUCUUAAAGUUGCCAAGGUUGGAGACCUCUGAGCUAGAUUGUUUGCCAUAAUGAGCUGAGUCUGUGGUAGCUGUCUGUUUAGCUAUCACUUGGCUACUCUGGAUCAUGAUUUGGUGAUAGUAUAUUAUCUAUGUUUUCCUUUGGAUUAGUCUUCCUCACUCUUAUUCUUUAGAUGUGUAGGGGCUAAAAUUCCCAGCAAGUGUGACUGUAUAGGGCUGUGUGGUUUCAACACUUCUGGGGUGGGGUCAGGGGGAUGCCAAAUUGAGGAAUGCUGCUUCAAGUCUUCAACUGUUAAUAUAUACUUAAUUCUCCAUUUUUGAGUGAACAGAAAAGUGUUGUGGGAUGGGGUGGUACAUACUGUAGAAGAGAGAUCUCAGCUUCUUGAUCUUGAGUCAUCUUAUGCCUGGUCCAUAAAAUUAUUUCACUAGCUGAGGGGGAAAAAAUCCCAUUAAUCCAAGACUAAACCAUACAGCCAGCUUGCCUCUUGUUGAUUCUUCUUGGCAGAAAAUUAGAUACUUCUUGUUUGCCCCCUUGGAGACGGCUGAUGAGGAUGGGCAUCCCAAUACGGGGUCCAAAUUGACACUAGUGCCUUUCCAAGGCCUUACCCAAGGUCUUUUAUUCCCUUUCCCCCUUUUUGGUUUCCUACUUGUAUUCAGUAUUUUGUUCUUACUUUCUGGCUGUUUUUGUGUGUUAUUUGCGCAUUUGAGGGGAGGGACUAAUUUCAUAGUGUUAAGAAUUUUUCAUUAAAGAAUCAAACUUCCAUAUUUGAAUUCAUUAACCUGCCCUGCUAUUCAUGCAACCAGAGAAACUUCUUGGCUACUUCGCUUAAUUGUUUUUGCCAGUAAUUUGUUUGAAUGAGAUUUUGGUAAUUUUCUGUUAGAGAAUAUUACGGCCUUUCUUUUCAAAUACAGCAAUCUGGUCAUACCUGACCUUUUGGAUAUGGUCGUGUUUAAAUUCUUACUAAUGGACCAUUCCUUUAGUUAAGCUGCUAGCUACUGCAUUGUAUUAGUGAGAUGUAACACAGUAUUUUUUGCUAAUAAACUGGUGCUAAAGAUAUUAUUCCUUUAGCUUACAUAAUACUUAGUGGUCUGAAUUCUUCAGCUGAUAUUUACUUACUUCCUCAUUCAUUCUCUUGAUUUAGCUUGUGAAUUCCUUGAAUUUUCUCUGCACUACAUGG